AUGGAUCGCCGAGAACAUGUACCAGAUGAAGAGCAAGACCGCGGAUCAGGCGACGCACGAGGCAUGGGCCGUCCUGACCUGCUCUCACAGGUCUCCGUCGAAGACGGUACUUCCAACACAGGCUCUGGCGGUAACCCGCCUGUCGACAGCAAGGGAGACCGUGAUAUUGAAACGCUCCGUCAGGUUCCGAGCGGCCCGCCCUACAGCGACUUCUCUAAGUCAACGAAGCGAUGGAUCAUCGCCAUGGCAGCCUGUGCUAGCUUCGUGUCCCCCAUGACAGCGAAUAUAUAUUUUCCGGCUUUGAAUCCCCUCGCGGCGGAUCUCGGGGUCACGGUCAAUCUCAUUAACCUGACUCUGACCACCUACAUGGUGUUCCAGGCCCUCUCCCCGACCGUGGUGGGCGACUUUGGGGACAUGGCAGGGAGAAGGCCCGCGUUCAUCAUCUGCUUCACCAUCUAUAUCUUCGCCAACCUCGGCCUGGCCCUCCAGAACAACUAUGCCGCCCUGCUGGUGCUGCGGAUGCUCCAGAGCGCGGGGAGCAGCGGGACUCUGUCGUUGUGCUAUGCCGUCGUGGCCGAUGUUGCUGUCAGCGCCGAACGGGGGAAGUACAUGGGCAUCGUGGGCGCCGGCAUCAACAUCGGUCCUGCUCUGAGCCCCGUGCUCGGCGGGAUCCUGGCUGAAUAUCUGGGCUGGCGGGCUAUCUUCUGGUUCUGCCUCAUCUACGCCGCGGCCUGGCUCAUACCCUACACCUUGGUCGUACCCGAAACCUGCAGAAGGGUAGUGGGAAACGGUUCUGUACCAGCACGGGGGUGGAACAUGACAGCCGUCGACCUGUUCCGUCGUCGUUACAAGUCGCGACGUACCGGUGACGGCGAGGACAGCGUCACUCCUAAGAGCGAGUUACGCUUCCCCAAUCCCCUCAACGCUCUGAGGGUGGUCUUCGAGAAAGAUCUGGCCCUCCUCCUCUUUUACAACACCAUGAUAUAUCUCGUCUUCAUCCUCAUUGCUGCUACUCUGUCCACAGAGUUCGCAGACAUCUACCACCUCACCGAUCUGCAGGUCGGCCUCUGCUACCUACCCUACGGUCUUGGCUGCUGCUUGGCCGCCGUCGCACAGGGCUACAUCCUCGACAGCAACUACCGCCGGAUAGCCCGCAAGAUCGGUUUCACCAUCGACUACAAGCGAGGCGACGAUCUGCGCUCCUUCCCCAUCGAAAAGGCCCGCCUCCUCCCCGUCUACCCCAUCCUGUCCGCGGGCAUCGCAGCCGUCAUCUGCUACGGCUGGGUCCUGGACGCCGAGACGAACCUGGCCGGCCCUCUCGUUCUGUUAUUCGUCGUCGGACUCUGCGUCACGGGCUCCUUCGGCAUCCUCAACACCCUGCUCGUGGAUCUGUACCCGGAGGCCCCCGCGACGGCCGUCGCGGCCAAUAACCUGGUGCGGUGCCUCUUCGGCGCCGCGGGAACCGCUUUUAUCGAGUCCAUGCUCGGGGCAAUGGGCCGCGGCUGGACCUACACCUUUUGGGCGCUCGUCCUCGUCGUCUUCUCGCCCAUCCUGUGGCUGCUCAGCGUGAAGGGGCCGCGGUGGCGCGAGGAGAGGCGGGUCCGGAAGCUCGAGGCAAAAGAGAAGAAGGCUGCGGUCGGCGCCGCCGGGGAAAGUGGGUGA
This is a messenger RNA of Parathielavia appendiculata, 1662 nucleotides long. RefSeq names its product MFS general substrate transporter. Lineage: Eukaryota; Fungi; Ascomycota; Sordariomycetes; Sordariales; Chaetomiaceae. The record is from RefSeq and is a predicted model, not a curated record. The transcript has a single exon. Gene Ontology annotation, cellular component: plasma membrane. Gene Ontology annotation, biological process: transmembrane transport. Gene Ontology annotation, molecular function: transmembrane transporter activity. The coding region runs from base 1 to 1662 and encodes 553 amino acids.